AUGCUCCCGAGAACGGUUGCUCUCUGCCAUGUGGCCUUGCUACUGCAUGGGAAGCCGACAAGCGGAUUCACGAAAGUGGAAUUCGAGGUUGUCGGUCCACAAAAUGAGAGGCAAGAAUCGGUGGCGGCGGCUUUCCUUCACGCUUGGAAUGCCUACAAGGUCCAUUGCUGGGGCCAAGACGAGCUUCGACCGGUCACGCAGAGCUGCAGCAAGGACUUCGGAGGUCUGGGCGUGCAGAUCAUCGAUGCGUUGGACUCACUCUGGCUUCUGGGACUUCAGGAGGACGACUAUUACGAAGCCGAGAGGUGGGUCCUUCGGAAUUUCACCUCGGACCUUGAUGUGACAGUUAGCGUGUUCGAGACGGUCAUCCGAGUGCUGGGCGGGCUUCUCUCUGCUUACGGGCUAAGUGGGCAACUGCAGCUUCUGGCUCACGCGGCACAGUUGGGGCAGCGACUUUUGCGUGCCUGGCGCGAGGGCCCAGUGCCCCAUGAGCUGGUGAACCUGAAGACUGGCGAGACCGGCUUCAAAGAGCCGGAGUUGGGAUCCACCUUGGCAGAAGUGGGCACCAUCCAGGGUGAGUUCACAUUGCUCAGUGCAUGGACAGGUGACCCUACUUUCCGCACCAGAGGCAAUCACGUGAUGGAUCUGCUGGGAACACUGCUGGUUGACCACGGUGGGCUCCUACCCAUCAUGAUAAACCCACAGCCACCCAUGCACUGGACGAAUGCAAGAGUCACCCUCGGUGGUCGUGGUGACUCGUUCUAUGAGUACUUGCUUAAGCAGUGGCUCAUCACGAAUCGCACAGAGGAGAGGUACAAAUCCUGGUAUCAACUGUGCGUCGAUGGCAUUCGCCGAGCUUUCGUCGGCCAGUCACGCCCUUCCAACUUCAGCUUCAUUCGUGAAGUCAGCGCCUGGGAUUCAAUCUCACAACUUGUUCCUCCAUCAGAUGGAUGGCAGUGGGAUCCGGAGACGACCGGGGAAGAGUUGCCUGGUCUGGCCUUCUUCUUCCAGUUCCAGGAUGCGACCUCAGGGCUACAGAACGAAGAGAAGGCCCCUGCAAGCUCGCCUGCACCGACAGCUGACAUGGAAGGAGCGAAGCAGCAAGAAAACGGAUCUGUGCAGGGGCCACCUUUGCAUAAUCGGUCGCAGCCUUCAUGGGCGUACAUCAUCAUCCCGUCCAUGUCACCGGACACUGCAUGUGCUUUGAUGGAGCUCCUGCGGUCGCAUCGUUGGGACGUCGCCAGCAAAAUGAUGGCAAUUGUAUUGCCGCCCCCACACAAGCAGCUCUCGGCAAGCAGCCAGUACAGGAUUGAUGCAAUGCUCAGUGGUCAGCUCCAAGACCUUUGCCACAGCCGACAGGAGUUCAAGAUGGACCAUCUCUCCUGUUUCUUUCCUGGGGUGCUGGCGCUGGGAGUCCUUACCGGAGCAGCAGCACGGCCAGCGGAGGAGUUGCUCUUGGCACAAGACUUAACCGAGAGCUGCGCCAGGAUGUGGUUAGACUCGCCUCGAGGCUUAGCUCCCGAGAGCGUCCUUUGGAAUCGAGCGCCUCAGCGCUCCCUCGACUUUCGGGCCACGCCGAAAGAUGCCCACUGCAGCUUGAGACCAGAGGUUGUCGAGUCCUUGUGGUACCUGUAUCUUGCAACCGGGGACCCCAAAUAUCAGGAUUGGGGCUGGUCCAUUUUCCAGGCAAUUGAAGCCUUCGCUCGGGUGGAUUCCGGUGGCUACAGCAGCAUCCAGGAUGUCACAGUUCAAACUGAGCUGGACCGUCGUGACGAGAUGCAGACGUUCCUGCUGAGUGAGACGUUCAAGUACCUCUUUUUGCUCUUUGGAGACAAGCAGCCCCUGGACCUCAACAAGAUCGUGCUCAACACAGAGGGCCAUCCGCUACCAGUCCUUGGUGCUGGCAUCGAGAUGCAGAAAAGUAAGUGCGGAGCGCGGGGUCAGGCCAUCAGCACCUCGCCAUUGUUCCGUGCUUCGGCACAACUGCAGCGACAGAGGCGACGGCACCUGCACGAGGUGUUCUCGGAUUCCCACAAAGAAAGCCACCUCGGCAAACUGGAUGAGCUGGGGCGGGACAGGUAUGCAAAUGCGAGCUUGGAGAAAGCUGGGGCGCCAGGAGUGAUCAAAGGCUUGUCCUGGUGCAAAUCCUUGCUGUUGCAGCGGGAGGAUUUGGAUCAAGACGAUGAAGUUCGCUUGCUGGACAUUGGCAGCUGCAAUAAUGCUCUGGAGUCGGAGCUAACCGCCAGGGAACGGCAUCAGCUGCGGAUCACAGCGGUGGACGUGUGCCCACGGCAUGACUCCGUGUGGCAGUGCGACUUCCUGCAGCUGCAGGUGCUGCCCCGGCACAAGCGUGCUAUCCGAGAAGGACGGCAGCUUGUGGGGCUCCCUGCAGAAAGUUUUCACGCUUGCCUCCUCUCGAUGGUGUUACAUCACUGGCCACAAGAAGUCCAACGUCAGGCCUUGGAUACCGUCCACCGGCUGCUUGUCAGUGAGGGCCAGCUGUUAGUGGUUGAGAAUCGAGCCUGGGAUUCUACAGUGUCUGGGCAUGCAUCAGUCUUGCUGUGCAGGGCUUGGGACGGCCUCCUCCCUGCGUUGACAGAGGAAAUCGCAUGUUCUUUCAACAUGUGGGUUGUCCUAUGGAGGGCACUUCGAGCUCGAUUGGCCCAACACAUGCAACGGAUGCUGCAUCAUGUCCAAACGGGAAUCCUUGCGCUGAUGUUCUGUGCGACAGAAUAG
Messenger RNA from Symbiodinium sp. CCMP2456, 2736 nucleotides. The record is from the annotation of a GenBank genome assembly. NCBI's taxonomy places the organism in Eukaryota, Dinophyceae, Suessiales, Symbiodiniaceae.